Piliocolobus tephrosceles (Ugandan red Colobus) is the source of this 471-nucleotide messenger RNA. RefSeq lists its product as uncharacterized. Lineage: Eukaryota; Metazoa; Chordata; Mammalia; Primates; Cercopithecidae. The coding region runs from base 107 to 439 and encodes 110 amino acids. The record is from RefSeq and is a predicted model, not a curated record. The transcript is spliced from 2 exons.
CCCGAGGGCGCGCUGGGCGGGCAGCGGCGGCAGACCGCGCAGCUAGCCUGUAAGCCACAGCCGGAGGAGGGGGCCGCAGCGGGUGCGCAGCCCUAGGGCCGAGCAAAUGUGCGGCAAGUGCAGAAGGGCGGACCGGGGAUGCCCCGGGGCUUCGAGCGGGGAGCCGCCUGCUGAAUGCCCUUCUGCUGCCCUCCGUUCCCGCGGCUCCCCUAGGAGCCCAGCCCCGCCCAGCUCUUACCUGGGCUCAUCGCCGCGGCUCAUCUCUCUCGCAACAGCCGCCGCACGCGUCCGCUCCGCCGCCCCGCGCAGGGCAUCCUGUCGCCGGCGCAUCCCUCAGGGGAGUUUCAGCAUUUGGGGAUUUGAAUGGCCCAUGACCAAUAUUGUGAAAGGACUUUUGUUUGCUGCAAUGAAAAGGAGACUCCUAUUUCCCAAUAAUUAACUUAACCUAAACAUGUAUUAAAAUAUGCUCAU